UACUUCCGCUUCCGUAUUGUGUUCCGGUGAAUGUUCGGUAAUGUUCUGUUUGUGCGUGUAGUUAAAGAAUAAUAUAAUUUAAUUUGUUAGGAAGGCUAACUGUAUAAUUUUGUAAAGAAAUAUUCAAAAUGGCUCAGAGUAAACUGAAUGACUUGGCUGGACGAUUUGGUAAAGGUCCGAAAGGCGUAGGAACAGGAUUAAAAAUAUUGGCUGUUGCUGGCGCCGCUCUUUAUGGUGCUUCUCAGUCCAUGUACACAGUUGAAGGUGGUCACCGUGCGAUAAUCUUUAGUCGGAUUGGGGGCGUGCAGCAAGAAGUAUUUCCAGAGGGACUGCACUUCAGAAUUCCGUGGUUCCAGUACCCCAUCAUAUAUGACAUCAGGUCCCGGCCCCGCAAGAUCUCAUCCCCGACGGGAAGUAAGGACCUGCAGAUGGUGAACAUUUCGCUGCGAGUCCUGUCACGUCCAGAUGCGAUCAGCUUGCCGAUCAUGUACCGCCAGCUCGGCCUGGACUAUGAUGAGAAGGUUCUUCCUUCGAUCUGCAAUGAGGUGUUGAAAAGUGUAGUGGCCAAGUUCAAUGCAUCACAGCUUAUCACACAGCGCCAGCAGGUUUCCCUGUUGGUGAGGCGCGAGCUGACAGAGCGAGCUCGAGACUUUAACAUCAUUCUGGAUGACGUUUCCAUCACGGAACUGAGUUUUGGCAAGGAGUACACGGCUGCUGUGGAGGCGAAGCAGGUUGCACAGCAAGAAGCGCAGCGUGCAGCUUUCGUGGUGGAGCGUGCCAAGCAGGAGCGCCAACAGAAGAUCGUCCAAGCCGAGGGAGAGGCAGAAGCUGCAAAAAUGUUGGGUGAGGCAGUGUCACAGAACCCUGGUUACUUGAAGCUGCGGAAGAUCCGGGCUGCACAGAGCAUCUCCAGGACGAUCGCGAACUCGCAGAACAGAGUGUUCCUGAGUGGAAGCAGCUUGAUGCUGAACAUCAGUGAACCGACGUUCGACGACCUGAGUGAAAAGUUGAAAAGUGAAGACAGUGUGAGUCAUACCGGUGGCGACGGGAGCAGAUCGCUCGUUUUCGACUCGGCCGUACGCAGUGCCACUCUCUUGUUCAGGCAUUGAUGUGUCGUGGCUUUGUAGUGUAUGAAUGUGAUGAGGUGAGUGUUCACUUGUUGUGAGUCUACUUUGCUCGUUACCUGGAAUCAAAGAAGAUUUUAAAGCAGUGUUAGCAGUUUUUCAUCUGGUACUCCACUGUUAUUCGGAGUUCAAUUUGCUUGACGUCAAAUUCAAAGGGGUGUUAUAAUGUGGCACCAUACGUCUUUACCUUCGUCUGUUGUAGAAGUCAUUUUAAUUUGGAUCAAAAUUAAACUAACUGGUGAAUUUUUAAUGCAGACCUUUUUGCCUGAUUUUGUAAAAAUUUGUUCCUUGAGAUGUACAUUGUCUCGUGGGGGUUAAGAACGGCAUUUGAACGUCAUACUUGGUGGUAUUACUAGGAAUUCUUAGUCCAGAGGCCUUCGUGGCUUAGCAAAAUGGUGGUGUUUCCCAGUCCACAAGCCCCCAAAGACCAAUUGUGACUCCGAUGCUAGGGGCAUCAAUGAAGGGUCUGAUUAUGGAACGUAGCUACUCGCCCACUAAUUUCAUAUGUCUGAUUAAUAUUUUCUAAAUGCAAAGUGAACGCUAUACACUAAUGCACUAAACACUGUAUGCAACAGAAUAAUUCAACUGGACUGGAACGUGAUUUCCUAUGUUGGACUGAUUUCAUUGGAAAUGGAGGUGUUAGAUUCCUGGAAGCCACGAACAGUUCGGCUGCUGCGUUUGUUAAUUGGAUUCCAUUCUCAUUAAGUCCGUGAGAUGCAGGCAGUAAGCCAGGCACAAUAUAGCGCUGUGUGGACUUGAAGUUACCUGUUCUGUAUUUUGUUACUUGGUGUACAUUUCAGAGACUAUUAAUAAAACAGGCCGUUCUCUGAAAGGAGACAUUAUUCUGUA
This is a messenger RNA of Zootermopsis nevadensis, 1973 nucleotides long. Lineage: Eukaryota; Metazoa; Arthropoda; Insecta; Blattodea; Termopsidae. The record is from RefSeq and is a predicted model, not a curated record.